Messenger RNA from Musca vetustissima, 8694 nucleotides. Its product is annotated as serine-rich adhesin for platelets-like. NCBI's taxonomy places the organism in Eukaryota, Metazoa, Arthropoda, Insecta, Diptera, Muscidae. Gene Ontology annotation, cellular component: nucleus; plasma membrane. Gene Ontology annotation, biological process: signal transduction. The record is from RefSeq and is a predicted model, not a curated record. Gene Ontology annotation, molecular function: guanyl-nucleotide exchange factor activity; protein binding.
UACAGACGCAGUGAAUUCUUAGGUUGUGUCUCAUUUCCAUUGGCAACUUUGUUGCAGCAACGUGAAAUCAAUGGCUCCUAUAAAUUACAGGCCCAGACCUGUUUGAAUCAACCACAUCCACAGCCAGUCAUAGACGAGUUGCUGGUACAUCAGACAGCAAAAUCAGCAUUGCAUUGGACGUCAUUGUGGCACAACAGCAACAACAACAAUAACACCAACAACCAGCACCACUAUAAUUGGUGUACAACAAGCAAAAACAUUGUCGUCACAAGGAGCAACAGGAGUCGUACAAGCACAAGCAUCCUCAACACCAUGACCCAAAUGCGUAACACUGACGAUGCUGUUAGUAUUGAUAGUAUGGCUGCACCAGUAGCAUCGUCGGGUGCCCUGCUGGACCAUUACCAACAGACACCAAUGAUAUUGAGUAAAAAAGCCUUACAUCAGCGUGAUGCUGAUGAAAAUUUAUUUUUACGUUUUCUCGAAUUGGAUCCGCCCAACAGCAGUGAUGCCAUGAUGCCCACAACACCGGGUGGUGGCGGCGGCGGACGACGCCUCUCAAAUUCCAAACCAAUUGGCCGUACCCCCUUUACGAUGACAAAAAAAUUAACGCGUACCGCUGAGCGUGGUUUUGGCUUUUCCAUUGUCUGGACACAUCCGCCACGUGUGGAGAAAGUGGAACCGGGCCUCUCAGCCGAUCGUUGUGGCAUUCUGCCCGGUGACUAUGUCAUCUUUGUCGACAAACACAAUGUGGUGACUAUGCCGGAGGCUGAUGUUCUAAAUCUAAUACGUUCACAAGGUGCAACGCUCACAUUGGAGAUUUUUAGAAGAUCAGGUUCUGGUACGGGAGCUACGGGUGCAGCUACUGGUAGCAGUCACACUACAACAACGAUUACAGCGGCCACGGCGACAACACAUCGUUCUCUGGCCACGACAGUGCCAAUGAAUGGUAAAACCUCAAGGAUGGCAGCGAGUAGUGGUACGAGCAUAAAUCGUGAUUUAAACGAUGAGGCGGCAAAACAACAACGACCACCGACAGCAUGUUCGAUGGGCACCACAAUGUCAUCGGUAGAGGCGGCGAAGCGACGUUUAAAUUUACCUCAGGUUACGUUUAGUAAAGAGAGCAUCGCCCCCAUUACGGAUAAUCGUCGACGUUUUCUCCUGCAACUGAUAUCGCGUGAACAAAACUUCAUGUCUGCCCUGCAUUUUGGCAUGCAACGUUUUGUACAACCGCUGGCGGAACGUAAAGACCUUAUCACCCCGAAUGAUCAUCGAACUUUGUUUCAAAACAUGGAUGAACUACUGAGGAUCUCAGAAGAUAUCUUAGAACAACUGUGUCAUGACGAUCAAGAGCCACAAAUGAAUUUUGCCUCAAGGGUAUACCUCUCCAAGACAACGGCCAUUUGUGCGGCCUAUAAGAAAUACUGUAAUGGUAUUAAGCGGGCCGAUUGUGUGCUGGUCAACAAAUCCCGCCAAGCUGGCUCCGAAUUUGUCGCCUUUAUUACCGAACCGCCAGUGCCUCGCAAACGUCCCGAUCUCACCAUGUUCAUACAUCGGCCGCUGCAGCAUUUUCGUGAAAUUCUGAAGCUGAUGCAGCUUCUGGCCUCUAAUUGCCAUGUCGACACUGAGGAACAUAAAAACUUUAAUACUGUCAUUAAUGAGCUGCAGGCAGCUUAUCGUGAAAUUACAGUAUCCUCUGGCCUUAUGGAACCGUUGGGUGAAGGACGACCGCUGCUAACGUUGCAGGACUUGGAAUCACGUAUGGUCUUUACAAAAUGUAAACCUUUCACCUUGGCCGUACAGGGUCGUCAAUGGAUAUUUGGUGGUGAUUUAUCGAGGGUGGAGGGUCGUUCGGUGAAACCCUAUUGGACGCUGCUGUUUAGUGAUAUUAUAGUGUUUGCCAAAGUCAGUCGUGAUCGAGUGUUAUUCAUUACCGAGGAGCCGAUACCCAUUGCGAAUAUUGUGGAUUCAUGUUUUCAUAUGAGAAAAAAGACUACCGAAUUCCGUUUAACUGUUGACCCUAAUGGACGUUUAGCUGAAAGUCCCACCGGUUAUUGUGCCCCAGAUCUCACUAAAACCCCCAAAAAGGGAGCCAGACGCAAAAGUUUGGUGUUAAGGGCUCCCUCGUUGGAAUUAAAGGCUGUGUGGCAAAAUCUUUUACAAAGGCAAAUAUUCCUAGUCAAUGCCGCCUUGGGUUCCACACCCCUCUCCAGCCCCUUGGAUUCUCCAGACGUACUCAAUACUUUAGUACCGUUGAGUGACAUAGGCCUCGCCUCCGCCUCAAUUGGUUCCAUUAAACUCUCCUCGAUGGACAGCAUAAAUCUGAAAAAUCAACAGCAUAAUCAACAGGUUCGUUUAAUGCGCUCACAGGCCCUAACGGGUUCGGGUGAUAGCGCCACUGGCGCUGGUGGUUCUUUUGAGAAUCUACAACGUCUGGCCAGCACCUUAGUAGCCUCAUCACGCAGUAGCACACGUAUGACACAGACCAGCAAUAAUCAUCAUCCGCACUCUGUUUCCUGCUCAUCGCAGACUAAUUCACCGGCCACAUAUCGGCGAUCGCUGGGUGGGGCCUUAGGUCCGCCUGGUGAUAGUGCCACAUCGCUGCGAUCUUUGGCCAUGGGUAGGAAACAUUUGUUGGCUCAGGCCCUGGACAGUGGUCGUCCGUUGUCGGCAUGUAGAGCCUAUAACAACAAUAGCAAUAAUAAUUCCUCUCCCCUCCUAACCUGCUCGGGCAGUAGCCUCAAUACCCAGACAAUAUGUUCGGGAGACCACCUGAUGGGUUGUAAAUGCCUCACAGCCAUACCGGAGGCAGCCACCGAAACGGGGAAUGACUAUCAAAUAUCCGAUGGCAAUUGUAAGGCCAUUGUUUUGAAACAGAACUGCGGUAAUGGUGGUGAAGAGCGUUACCUCCUCAUCGAUGGAGAGGGGCGUUGUUGUGUGACCACAGCUUCUUUGGUAAAUGUACGAACGGGCACCAAUGGCAAUGUCCCGCAUCAACUUGAUAAUGAAAGUUCUCAAGCCCAUGAUCCCACCUCCGCCUCCUCAGGCCCCUCUUCCGCAAAUAACAAAGAAAUCAUUGCGAAAUCCUCCAAACUUCUCGAAUUCUCUCUCAGCUCGGUGGGUAGAUCCUUUAUCGAUGAAAAUGAUUUCGCACCGCCGGGGGAAAAUUCCAUACUAAAUUCCCUUACCACUCCCGAUACACCCACAGCUAAUUUGAGUCCCAUCCGUGAACCGGAUACCUUUUCUAAUGAUUUUGUAACCACCAGCAACUCCGCCACAAAUGAUGCCAAGAAAUCUCUGGAUUCCAAUAUCCCCUUGGCCCAAUUUGGCGGCUCUUGGGAUCUCUUGGAAAUGGAUCUAAAUUUACACGAAGUCGAUUUGGAUACCUGCUAUGACACCGAUGUGGAGGAAUAUAUUUUUCAUGGUGAUACCAAAGAUCCGGUGGGUCUGGAAGAUGAUGAUGAUGACGUGGGCGAGGACGAAGAGGAUGAGGAAAGUUUUGCCAUUGAGCGGGCUCAUCAUCACAUUGUCGAUGAUCCGUUUGGGAACUCCCGUCUCACCCCGCAAGUAUCGGAGCAAAUUGAAAAACUCAUAGAUGAAAAAUGUCGCAUCCUCAAUAAAACGGGCACUUCAAAAUCGAGUGCCCUCCAUUUGGCCAAUUGGAUGAAAGGCCAAUUGGAUAAACAACAGGAACAGGCACGUUUGGUAGUAUCCCGGUUUAUACCCGAAAAUCAAUUAGACACAAAUACAGACACAGAAGAUGCUAAUCAACAGGAGUCAUGUGAUGAACGGAUAACCUAUUGGACACGACAACAAUUGGAAAAACGUACUCAAGAGCUAAAUUUGGCCAAAGAAAAUGGCCAUCUAUCGGCAAGACCAAAUUUCGGGGGUAAACGUUUGAGUGGUGUGGAUGAGUUGAGUAUGAGUGAUGUGUCACAUUCAGAAGCGGUUAGCCAGAUUAGUCAAUCGCAUAGUACAACAUCGGAUAGUCAGAUUACGGUUCGUUCAAGUCCCAUUAUUUUAGACAAAUUAGCCGUGUGUCGUCAUUGUCAUAAAAAUUGUCAAAAAACUCCCAAAAAUGCCUUAGACCAUCAUUCAAACACUGAAUCGCAUCAUGAUCAUCAUCAGCAGGAACAGCAGACGGAAGAAAACCGCGACAAAGAUCCUGCCGAGGCUAGAGAACAAACAUCGAACAUGCCACCCCCUAACAGUUGUCCCCUUUCACCCAAUUCCCUGCAAAAAUCCUCCUUAGUUUGUAAUUCCCUUAAAGUCCAACAUAGCCAAUCAUCGCCACAUCGUUGUUGUAAAUUAAAUGGUAAUGGCGGAACAACGACCACGAGUAGUGUUGCCAGUCGGGCGAGUAGUGUAACGAGCAUAUCAUCGGGUGGGGGUACGGUGACGGGAGAGAAACCCGGAACGAAGCAUCACAAUCAUGAGCCUCAUCCCAGUAGUCGCAGUAGUAAUCGCGACGAUACGGAAAGUGAUGUCGCCCAGCUGCUAACCGAUGAUAAUUAUUGUCCCUCAGAGACCGCAAUGGACGAGGGCGACACUGGGUUUGCCGGCCCACCUGCAACGGCUGGCGAGCAUAAAACGGCCCAUAACAAUCACAACGAAGCCACCAGCAGUUCUACGACCAGUUCAGCCACCAGUUCCACCACCAGCACCACCAGUAUUAGCAGUACCCAAUUGGAGGCGAAUGCCACAACCUCCACAAAUCAGGACACCACCACCGACAGUGAGAUCAACGGAAUCGCCGGUGGCCAGCAACUCACCGGAAGGAUCCAUCAUUUACGAAUUUUAGAGGAGGAGGAAAAUAAUGAGGUGGGGGUAGGUUUAAUGACAAAUGGUCAUUGUGAGGGAGAGGAAAGGGAGGGGGAGAUUUCAGCCAAGCCUCAGCCACCACCCAGAAAAUUUGUAAAUAAUUGCCAGCAGCAGGAGGAAGAGAAGGUUCCGAAAGUGGUGAAAAUCAACGAAAGCCCUGAGAAGUGUCCACGCUCCCCCAAAACCCCAACGAAAUCGCCAAAAACCCCCUCCACACCCAAAUCGGAUAGAUCCGCCAGUAGUUCGACAAAAUCCAAACAAUUUGUGGCCUGCAAUUGUAAUUGCAGACCUGAGGACUUCGCCAAUACCACUCUAAGUCCCGAGGAGGUGGAGCUGAAGACCUGUAAAUUAUUGGAAUCCCCCAAACAAUCUCCCAAAAUGCCAAAGACCCAGGAGACAACCUCUGAAGACAUUUCCGAAGAUCCACAUCGUUUUUGUCGUUGUACUUGCAAUCAAGGACCGGGGAAUCACCUCUCCCUGAUGUUAAUUGGCCUGGCCCAAUUGACACCCACAGCCAAACUUUUAAAUAUGACCACACCCACAGCUCCCCUGCCCACACCCACCCAAAACACGCACAUCGGUUAUGCUGGUGGAGAACCUGGAAAUUUUGUACCCACAAUUGCCAUAGUACCUGCCACUCCCGAUUCUGUGCUAACCAAAACCUCCACAAAUGUUUGGGAUAACAGUUCCAAUAUGAGCUCCACCCACAGCCCUACGAAUACCUCAAAUCUCCUGAUCAGCAAUAUACCACGACAUCAGGCCAUUAUCGAAAACAUCCCGGAAGAUUCAUGCGAUGAAUCUCCCCUGGAUGAGGAACCACCCUAUAGGCCCAUGUCCAACACUCUGAGGCGUUAUGGGACCAUGUCCAGUUUGGAAAAGUUACCCUCAGAGGAUCGGCUGGAAAAUGAUUACGACGAUGAUGAGGAUGAUGACGACGACAUCGAUGCCGAUGAUAAUGACAUGGCCAUCGAUGAUGAUGAGGAUGAUGAUGAACUAAUGGAUAAGGCCCGAGCCGAUAACAUAGAACUGGAUAAUGAAAUACGUGUGGUAACUAAGGCCAUUUAUUCCUCGGAAGAGGCAAGUGGUUCCAUUUUAAGCUCGGCGAAUAACUCUAACACCUCCAAUGCCUGGACAAGUCGUGCCUCAACAUUUGUCUCGGGGAAAAUGUCCUUUUUCGAAGAGUCGCGAGCAUUCAUUGACAAAUAUUUGGGUAGAUGGAAUCAGGAACAGCCAGAUAGUGCGGGACCGGCAUUGACCUCUGAUCCUGAGGAACAAAUGGAUGAAUGCACUUCGGGAGCCACAUCGGGCGAAGAGGUGUGGGGUACUCCGACCAGUGGGGGAGAUAAUGAUGAUAUGCACAUGGCCAAUUCGGAAAAUACACAUUCGUCCCCCACAAAAUCCAGUAAUUCGCUAAAUGAUGAUGAUGACACGGAGCUAAUGAUGGAUGAGCUAUUAAUGGCACCACCAAUGUCUGCCAGCAGUAUUAGGGGUCUCUUGCCACGACGUCGCCUAGAACCAUUGUUCGAGGAGGAAACGGAAAGUGAUGAAGAGAAAACGCAACAGGAAAGUGAAGAAUUGAAAAAGGGGGAAACAACGACAAAUGGCCACUAUUUAGAGGAUUCGGAAGCUGGAAGUUCCAGCGAGGAGGAGGAAGCGGAGGACGAGGGGGAGGAGGAGGAGAUGGAGGAUCAUGUGAAUACAGCGGAUUACGAGGAGGAGGACGAGGAUUUGACCUCAACGGAGGAACGGCUACAGCCACAGCUGCAAACCACAAUUUUGGGUCCUCGACCCUUGACUACAACACCAGUUGGUCAAGUAAACGUUUUACCUCCAGCAGUACUGAAGGCCUCAUCUUGCGAGUACCUCUUGGAUCGGCCUAUGAUCAGCAACGAGGCUACAACAAUAAUGGCUACGACGAUGGCUACAACAGCCGACAGCGUUACAGCAGCAGUCGAAGUCGCAACCUGCUCGACGAAGAUGAUGACGACGUCGACGACUACAGUAACGAUGAUGACAGCAACAACAACAGCCACCGCAGCCAUGACAACGCCGGCAAUGGAGACCUCUACUACGAUGGCCUCAACAACACGGACAACACCGAAUCGGGUAGCCUCGUCGGCAUCUACAACAAUCAGCAGCGCGAACGUCACUACCGCGAGCGAGAAAGACGUCAAAACAACAAUGCCGGCGGAGCCGAAGAACGAAGUGAAAAUUGUGCCACGACCAGCGAAAUUUAUACCACCUCCACCGCCGCCACGUCGUCUCUUAUUGACUCAAACAAAUCUCAAGACAAGUGGAGCGGAUACAAAAAUAGCGGCAGCAAAAGUGCUCCAACCUCAACGAAAAUCUGGCGCUUUUGCUGACACUGGCUCUUCCGUGGGUGCCAAAGAAGGCGCGGCUUACGACGCCAGCCCUGCUAUACCCACGGCAAAUAUAGUCGGACCGCAACACACGAAGAUCACGACAACGACAACCACCACGAACACGACGUCGAUGAAUAUGACGACAGCGACACCGAAAACUACCAACGUAGAGGAUGUUAUCAGAAAUUAUUCCGCAAAACCCACAAACAGGAGCAUGUGCGACUCAAUGAAACCCCCAACCGGGCCACCACAGCCACAACAGCCUCUGGAACCGCAACAACGACUAUCAUCAACAAUAAUCGAGACCUCACUGCUCAGUCUAAUGGACAACAGCAGCAGCUGCAAAACCAAUCGACCACACUGCACAUCAUCAACAACAGCUUCGAAGAUGAAGGGGAAAUGUCCCAUGAAACCCGAACGCAAACAGGUGGCAACGACACAAACCCCGACAUCACGAGAUUUGGAUCAGCAACUGCAAAUGGAGAUGCAGCGACGACCACAGGACGAACCCGAAAACGAUUCCACAUCGACUUGUGCACAGCCCGCAGUAGUUGGCUCGGCCUUAAGUCCUCGCCUAGAGAUGCGUUUGGCCCUCAAUCAGGAUAUAAUGGGCGACGAAGAUUUGAUAAGUUACGAUCCUGGGCCAGAUCUAACAACUAUUCUGGUGCACGACCUCUCAACAUUUCAUCGUCUGACGGGCAGAGAUUUAUUGAAUCGCUCGGCCAUGAAUCGGGUUCAACCAAAAGAGGCUGUCAUAUCGUACUCUCAACAGCGAAACUCGAAGAUGGAUACGCCCACAGUGAAUCGCAGGCCACGACCUCAUCUCAACAGCAGCACCAACAACGGUCUCGCUGGUUCGGUACGUGUCGGCGACGUUCAACAACACCUGCAGCCAAAUCGAAAUACAUGGAGCAGUUUUGCAUUUGCGGAUCGAAAUCGAGACGUGAACGCCAGCGACGCAAACAGCAAAGACGACAGCAAGCUAAGCGAUCUCGAAAUCUUAGCGAGACGCGAGAAGAUAUACUGCAUGUCUCAAUUGAGGAGUGGCUCACGAGUCAAGACGAUGACGACGACGAUGAUGACGUCAACGAAAAUCAUGGCCUCCACAACAACAACAACAGCGACCGCCAGCAAUUCAUUGAACAAUCCUCUGAUGAGGACGACGAGUACUACUUCGAUGGCCGGUGUGAGUGAAGAGGCGGGCAGUAGCUCGAAGAAGAGCCAGAGUCGACAACGUAAAAUAAGUCGUGAUGAGACCGCUCUAAUGGAAACGGGCAAGGCAAAUAAAUUAAUAAAUUUUAUUAAACGUCGCAAUUCUGAAAUACCCCCGAGCGCCAAUAACUCACAAACCUCGCUUAAUGAUUCCAAUUCUAGUAGCACGCCUCAGCACGCCAAGCAGGCACCGAUGUCGCCACGCAAGGAUAAUGACAAACCGUCAUUGAAUCGCCGCCUUUGGAAACAAAUUACAAAACGACGACGUUCUAAUUCGGUUUCCGAACUAGUGGCAUCUUAA